Molecule: messenger RNA, 1890 nt
Organism: Camelina sativa (false flax)
Lineage: Eukaryota; Viridiplantae; Streptophyta; Magnoliopsida; Brassicales; Brassicaceae
Product: replication protein A 70 kDa DNA-binding subunit C
Source: RefSeq, a predicted model, not a curated record
AAACACACAAAAAAAUAAAAAUCUAGAUCCCUAAUUUUACUCCACUAACAGCUCCACGAUCAAGGUGGUUUACUACCAAUCUAUCUUCUAUAUAAACUCAAAAUGAGUUUAUUCACGCUUAAUUUUUCUCUGUAUCUAUCUACUUUUCAUUGUUUUUUAUCACGGAUUGUGAAUCACCACGCUGUCUCACGUUUGAGAUGCCUCUGGAAAUUAGUACUCUCUCAAAUCUAAAUUCUUUGAAAAAAGAAUGGAAGAUCCAAGUUCUAAUAGCAAGGACAUGGAAUUAUUUUCCAAAAGAAAAACCUGGAGUUAUUCUGGGUCUUGAAGCAAUUCUUGUGGAUGCAAAGGGAGAUCGAAUUCAAGCACCUGUGAAGAACACAUUAGUUCGAAAGUUCAAAAAAGAAAUGGUGGAAGGAAGGUUUUGUGAGAUCAUGAAUUUUGAAGUUCGUGAUAACCUUGGUGACUACAAGGGAACUGUACAUCCUUACAAGAUUAAUUUCAUGUUUACUACAUGGGUGAAGCCCUCUGAUGAGAUCCCAAGAAUAUCUCGGUUCAAUUGUUAUCCAUUUUCAGAGAUUUCAACACUAUCUAAUGUCGACGAUGCAUUCUUUGAUAUUAUUGGAGAAAUUGUUGCUAUGAGUCAGAUUACUCAGAAAGAAUGUUCUGGACAACAGUCUAAGUUGUUGGAUAUUCAACUAAGAGAUUUAAGUGGGACUAUCAUGGACUGUACUUUAUGGGAGAAUCACGCUGAAGAUGUACAUUCUUACGUUACCAAAAAAGCUGCAGGUCCUAUAAUACUACUGGGGAGUCUUAUGAGGACCAAAAAAUUUAAUGGUAUAGUAUCUGUUCAAAAUUCUAGAUUCUCUACGAAGUUGUUCCUUGAUGGAGACCUAUCUGAGAUUGCUGAAUUUAAAAUGCAGCUGGGUAAUAGGGAUUCUAAUGAUGUUAUAACAGUUUCUCCACUAAUGAAACCUGAUCUUAGCAACAAAGUUGAAGAUUCGUUCCCAUUAAGUAGGUGGGAAUCUAUUGAUCAGAUUACUAAAACUUCUCAGGAAAAAACUUGCGUUACUUUUGCAAGAAUACUGGAAUUUCGAAAGGAAAUUGAUUGGUACUAUGUUGGCUGCACACAUUGUUUGAAGACUGCCAUGCCCUAUUUUAACCCAGAAACAGAGGAAUGUGACCUCAAUAAGUAUUCAUGCCAUCAUUGCAACAAGGAAGAAACUUCCACAAGUAUAAGGUACAAAGUACAUGUCAAAGUUGUUGAUCAUACUGCUGCAACCGCUUCCUUCAUAUUGUUUGAUAGGGAAGUUAUCCAACUUCUACAUAAGUCUGCCUAUGAAUUGCUUGAACAGCAAGUUCAGUUUGAACGCCAAGGUGAAAUACCUCAAGAUCUCAUUGGUUUACAUGGAAGGAACAUUGUUUGGAUUGUUCAUGUCAACGGUACUGAAAAGAAGAAUCCACAUUCAAGUUUCAAAGUUGUAAAACUCACUGAAAAACCAGAAACUAUUCAGAAAUUUCAAGAUAAUCUGAUCUUCAAGGAGAGUACUCAAUCUGAAGUUUCGAUCAUUUCAAGCACAUCAAACGCUAUUCAGAUGGAAAAUCCGUUUUCAGAAACAUAUAAUAAUGACUUGGGUCUUUCUUCUCCUGUUACUCCAACCACAAAACGAUUACGUAAUGAUGGUGAUGGAGUUCAAGAAUCAUCAACCAAGCAAAAAUCAACAUCUAAGGAUGCUACAGUUUGUAAAGACAAGGAAUCAUCACUCCAAGUAAAAAGCAUCAACAAAGUUGGUUCCAAAGAAAAGACAUUGUGAUAUGUUAUGUCAGUUUCCUUUCAUUUUCAUGAAUGUAAAUCAUCCCUUUCUGCUUCGUUUUUUUUAAUUAUGACUUUUU